AUGCCACAACCCGCUCAAAUUGGUGCUCUCACAGAUGAGCUAGUCGCCUCUAUCACGAACUUCUCGCCUUCUACAAAUGCCCAGGCGUUCAAACACGCGAAAGACCUCGCUGCAAGGGGCCUCCGAGGGUACCAAUAUGGUCGGACGAAUCAGUUUGAUGUCCGCGCAAAGCUAGACGGAUUCGACGAGAAAUUCCGCGUUCUCAAUCGAGAUGAUCUCGCCAACGCGUUACUAGAACGCUUGAAAGAGCUGGACAAGGUCUCGACCAAGUGGACUCCAGAAACACUCUCGCUUCUCUUGCAACUCUCCGAUCGGCCGGUGGAGAAGUCCAAUGUAGACGAUUUGGAAUUACUUAAACCUCCGCAAUCUCCUUCGCCGCUCACCUGGGCGGAAAUAAUUGCGGAUGACCCUCUAGACGAGGAGGGUAUAUGGGAAAGCAUUGACUACGCGGCCGAGUCUUCGGAAGACGAGAAAGAUUAUCGGAAGCGAGAGAAAGCCAGAGCAUCGGAGCCCACACCGUCCUCCAGCUUCACCGAAGAAGACUCCCAUCUCGAUCCUGAGUCCUAUGUGAUUCCUAUUCAAAAAGAUGCAUUACUUGACAUUCGGAAAGAGCAAUUCUGGAGACACCCUGCAGAGCAUCAGGCUGGUGGAGCCCUCGCUGAAGGAAACCAUGCAGCCAAAAAGAGCGCCUCUGAGAUCACUGAGCUACAAAUGAUCCGUGAAGUCUUGUUCAUGCUUGCAGGUCUCCCAACCACUCUUUACACCAUUGACACGAACUUGCGGGAGUUUAAGAUCAACACGGUGUUCACUUUAGGCCACGUAGUCUCGCUCACACUAGACGAUCUUCUAUCUGAUCUUGGAGGCAUCGGCACCCAGAUUUACCGUCUGCGCAAAUGGACGGGCAACAAUCCUCCAAUUCCUCUCUUUCAAACCUUUGAAGCGGCCGUAAUGAAGAGACUCGCGCAAUUUGAUAGUAGCCUAGCGGGGUUGCAAUCUCGCUAUUUGAACCCCGAAGUACCUGUUUCCGUCAGCUUGCUAGAACUCCACAACGAAGUCCGUGGAUUUGCUGGGCCGAUCUUACAGUUGGCAACAUUGGUUGUCGCCGUUAUGCCAACUUUGUCAGAGAAUCCAUUCUUAUAUCUCGAAGCGCUUUUCGAGCGCACAAGUCUUGCUCAGAUGAUGAGUGAUGUUGGGCUCUUCCAGUUCUUUGCCAGGAUAUUUCUGGACUGCCUUCAACCGUAUCUCAAACCCAUAAGAAUCUGGAUGGAACAUGGAGAGCUAGGACCGGACAAUGAGACAUUCUUCGUAUUCAUGAACGACAAAAGCAGCGAGGCUGCUUCGCUCUGGCACGAUAGGUAUGCCAUCAGGCGUCACCUAAACGGCGAACUGCAUGCUCCGAAUUUCCUCCACCCUGCGGCGUUGAGAAUAUUCAACACGGGAAAGAGUAUUGUAUUCUUGAAGGAGCUUGCAAAUCAUCACAAAUAUACCAACAUCGCACAAGACGAACCUCGUCUUGACUUCGAAACGAUCUGCGGGGAAGCCGAAUCACUUCCCUUCGCUCCCUUCUCUGAAUUAUUCGGUUCAGCAUUCGAAGCUUGGAUUGGCAGCAAAUUUAGCUUGGCAUCCACCGUCCUCAGACAGAAGCUGUCGUCUGAAUGUGGCCUCUGGGAAGUUCUCGACACAUUCCGGAUUGUUUACCUGGGAGCAGAUGGAUCUCUGCUCCAGGAUUUUGCCGACCUGGUAUUCGAGAGGAUGGAUGAACUUGAUUCGAAUUGGAACGAUCGAUAUCUUCUAACCGAGCUGGUACAUGGAAUAUACGGCGCUGUGCUAGCUCCUGGUCAAGCAGAGAGACUCGUUAUUCGCAGGAGCACCACGAAGCAUCGCGGCCGAUCUGUAAAGGGCUUGUCGGCAGUUGUUGUUGACUAUAAUAUCCCGUGGUCAAUAGCGAACAUCAUUCAGAAAUCUUCACUGCAGAUAUAUCAACGUGCUUUUGGCUUUCUUUUGAAAGUCUACCGCGCCAAAUAUCUUCUCCAGAAGGUGUCAUGGAACGAUAUACAGGGACUCGGCGACGACAGUCUUUCACGAUUAGGCCUCAAGAUGCGACAUCGCCUGAUCUGGUCUACUGACGUUCUUCGGACUUAUUUGACCGAGACUGUCUUUGCGUCUUCUACUUCGCAAAUGGAAGAAGCUCUCUCCGCUGCUGAUGACAUUGACGCCAUGGCUGGAAUUCACACAAGCUACAUCACUCGACUCCAAGACCUGUGCUUGUUGUCAAAGAACUUCUCUCCUAUAUACCAAGCUAUCAUGUCCUUGCUAGAUUUGGUUGUCGACUUUGCCGACGCCCAUUCGCGAAGACCAAAUGCGAGCGCUUCUCUAGCUAAAGUCCAAACGUCACAACAAAAGAGAGAUGCGAGAAGGCGGAAGUUGCGUGAUCGCCGCCGAAGUAUUAUCCCUACUCGCCAAAACUCUUCAGAUGACGGGUCCGAGGAUGAGUACGAUGGAGAUGCAGAGAGCUCCACUUCUCACGACGCGGCGACCAGUGAAAGCCUUUACAAGAUCCAGGAACAAUUCGAUCGUCUUGUGCCCUUUGUCGUGGCGGGAUUGAAGGGCGUCAGCAGGGCUGGCGGGGAAAGCGCCUGGGAGAUGUUAGCAGAGAGGCUAGACUGGAACUUCAAGGUCCGUUGUUCUUGAAUAAAUGGCAGAGCAAAUCCAUUCUAGUCGAACCUUUUGUCGUUGUUCAUGGCUCUCUACCGGGAUGCUAAGUUCUUCACGAGAGAUCGUAUGAUCGAUACAGUCAUACAAAACAACGUUUCGACUUGCGUCUCUAAAACUUGAUCGCACCACUCAGGAUCACCUGCU
This is a messenger RNA of Mytilinidion resinicola, 2859 nucleotides long. RefSeq lists its product as uncharacterized. The record is from RefSeq and is a predicted model, not a curated record. Bases 1 to 2691 code for a protein of 896 amino acids. NCBI's taxonomy places the organism in Eukaryota, Fungi, Ascomycota, Dothideomycetes, Mytilinidiales, Mytilinidiaceae. Gene Ontology annotation, cellular component: equatorial microtubule organizing center; gamma-tubulin complex; spindle pole. Gene Ontology annotation, molecular function: microtubule minus-end binding; gamma-tubulin binding. Gene Ontology annotation, biological process: meiotic cell cycle; microtubule nucleation; cytoplasmic microtubule organization. The transcript has 2 exons.